This is a messenger RNA of Styela clava, 2322 nucleotides long. RefSeq lists its product as uncharacterized. Gene Ontology annotation, molecular function: protein binding. NCBI's taxonomy places the organism in Eukaryota, Metazoa, Chordata, Ascidiacea, Stolidobranchia, Styelidae. The record is from RefSeq and is a predicted model, not a curated record.
UAUUUAAGUUGUGACAUCAUCAUGCUGGAAAAUCGUGCGGGUCGGAUGAUAUUUUGCUACUUUAUGUUGGUUUUUGAAUACACAAUUUCGUGUCCGGAUACUCCAACAUGCGUCUGCGAAAGAGCAACAAUGUCUGUUACUUGCUCUCGGACACCGAACUUGCAGUACAAAUUACCGGUUGGGAUUCCAUCCGAUACCAGAUCAUUAACUAUCAACAUUUCAACACUAAAGAAAAUUGGACCUACGGCUUUCAGAACUACACGAGUAUUAUCAGAAGUUGAUCUGAGUUCUAACAAAAUCGAAACCAUCGCGGAGACGUCGUUUCAAAGUCUUUCCCGAUUACAAAGUCUUCGACUGGAUAACAACAGACUAAAAUUAAUACCAGAACAUGCUUUUUCACAAUCGAAUCAGCUGCGACGACUCCAUCUGAGUGGAAAUAAAAUACUCGUAUUGAUUCCCAUGAAUUUCCACGGACUUGACAACUUGGACGAACUAUAUCUUCUACGAAAUCCCACAAUGUGCAUUGCAUUGGAUGCUUUUGCUGGUCUUCCGCGUCUCCGUAAACUAGAGAUGUCAGGAAUGAACGCAUCUUUGGAUUCCAGCAUGUUUCACACGCUACCAAACUUGAGAAUUCUCGUGAUUCGAAAUUUUCUCCGAGUAAAGUCAAUACCUGAAGAUUUAUUGUGGAAAAAUGAAAAACUUGAAAAACUAUAUUUGGAGCAUAUUCAACUUGCAGAUGGCAUAAGCCCAAAUCUUUUGAAUAUGUCAACAAAAUUAAGAGUGAUUUCUUUGCGAGGUUGCGGUUUAACAUCUGUACCGGUUGAUGCACUGGAACACGUCAAAGACAGCUUAAGAGAACUUGAUUUAUCUCAUAAUCGUCUGAAGACAAUUUCAAUAAACGAUUUCAAGAAUUUGCAAGGACUUCGGGUUUUGAAUCUCCGGAAGACAGGUCUUACAUACAUACCUUCUAAUGCUCUCGCAUUACCUCACCUUGCAUCUCUCGAUCUCUCUGGAAAUAUGUUGUCGACUCUACAGAAAUCAGCUCUGGGAUCUAAAUUGAAAAAUGUAAGCUUCGGUAACAAUCCAUGGAUUUGUGAUUGUGGGCUGAAAUGGUUGGCCGAAGCUCAUUACUAUCACGAGCCUUCAAUACCGGUCAUCUGUGCAGAACCACAAGCAAUGCAAGGAUUUGAGAUUCGUUUUUUACCCCGACCUGUGCCCAAAGGAGAAUAUUUUCAAUGUGAGGUUCCAAAGAUCAAAAAAAUUGGAUUAGAUCCCAAAGGUUCUCAAACACUUCUAGUCGAUAAAAACAAACCUAUAUCAUUUGACGUGACAUGUAUUGCCAGUGGAUAUCCACGACCUCUCGUUUCUUGGAUCAUAUUAUCCCGCGACGCAAAGCCAGCCACGCGAAAACGUAGUUUGCCUGAAAAUAUCGCUACCCAUGUAUUCGAUCAAAAUACUCGGCUUAAAAGAUCAAUGGAUUCAGAAAGCAAACAAAUGUGUACAGUGUGUGAAGUUGGAUCUCAACACACCGAGAACAAUAUCUGGGUAUCCCUAAAUGGAACUCUCCACGUCCGAGAUUUAGUAGGUACUGAUGCUACAGGUAUUUAUACUUGUCAAGCAGCCAAUUCGCAAGGAAUUCGUAGAGAUUCGAUAGUGUUAGAAGAGCACACCGAGGAAACGUUAAAAUUACAAGAUAAGACGAAAUUGCCCGAGCCCAGUGGGUUUACUGCUUCGAACAAGGGGAUGGUUAUCGGUACACCUUUUCCACUGGACAUGGAAGAUGACUUUGGAGGCAUGGCAUUUGGUGAAGACGAUUACACAUACUACUCUAACUGGAGGGGUGAAAAUAUUCAAACACAUUCAAGCUGGCGCACUAUUGACAACCCAAACUCAUAUCAGCAACCUGAAGUGCAGCCUUACGGUGACUACAGACACUCAGACGUAGGAAAUCCUUUACCACUUAUGGCGCCUUCACGGCCAAGAGAAAAAACAGUUAAACGUGAAGUCCCGUUGUCACCAGAAAUCAAGUAUUGCCGUACUCAACGCUGUAGUGUUCGCAACGUUGAACAAAAAGUUGAAGCUGCCUUAGGUGAAGAAUACCUUAGAGAUGCUGAAGCCGGAAAUGGCAUUAAUUCGCCUUAUUUGGAACUUUCACCUGGAGCCGAUCUUGCAGAUACUUUGACUCGAAGUCAAACUUCUUGUUGUGGAGACAAUUCUGCGAAUGGAUUACAUCUACCAGCAUUGUUGAUGACAUUGUGCUCACUUGCAUUUUCAAUAUUAUAUUCUGAUAUCGUUUUAUAGUUUUGAAAUAGCAAGUGAAAA